Messenger RNA from Symbiodinium sp. CCMP2592, 1422 nucleotides. NCBI's taxonomy places the organism in Eukaryota, Dinophyceae, Suessiales, Symbiodiniaceae. The record is from the annotation of a GenBank genome assembly.
AUGGAACGUGCAAAGCGCGGCUCCUACGUGGUGCGCCUGGCGCACGAAGAUAGAGGCCUCGAGUUGGAUGGUAACUGCCUUCAAGUUGUCGUAGAACCAUGGGAGCUCGACCACGAGUACGCCUUCCAAAAGGUGCUGCGGCAAGCUGUUCGUAGCCUCAUGGACAAGCUUCAUUUGCGUAGCGGCGUUCGGCAGAUGCUAGUGCGUUGGUGCGAGGACGGGUUGCACGAGCCUGACGAAGAAGUGCUGGCAGAGGUCGGCCUGAACCAUGAGACAUGGGAGAAGAUCCUGGAGGAGCACCCGAAUGUCGUCAACUUCAAUCUCUCCGUUGGAAACCUGAAGUCUUCACUGGAAGAGCUCCAGCAGACAGGUCUAACGUCCAAGCAGCUCGGGAGGAUUAUCGCCGUGCGGCCGCAAAUCUUGGGUCUCAAUCAAAGCAGCGACCUCGAAUCGCUGGUCUCCGAGCUUCGAGAGCUUGGUCUCAGCCAGGAUCAGGUGGCCAGCACCAUCGAGAAGUGGCCAUCGGGCAAGAAUCUCGCCUCGGCUUUCUCGGUCAAGCCGUACCAAGAGUUCCUCUCUGCUGUUGGCCUCAGCAACGAGGAGAUUAGGAAAGUGUUGGCUUCGCACCCGCGGCUGCUCACUCUGAAUAUCGACGAGAAGAUGCAGCCGAUAGUCGAUUUCUUCCGGGAGCAGGGUCUGGAUCAAGCCAGCAUCGUGCGCAUCAUCAGCCGCUUCCCUCGGAUCUUCGACUACAACCUCUCGGCGAGCCUGAAACCCUGGGCAGCCGGCCUUAGUGCAGCAGGUCUCAGCCCCGCGCAGAUCGCCAAAGUCUUCAUAAGCUACCCGGCGGUCUUCAGCUACAACUGCGAAGUGACCCUGCCGCCCAAAAUCGAAACCUUUGCAGAGCUGGGCAUGAGCGAUGAGGACGUGGGAAAGCUUAUUGCCGGCUUUCCGCGUAUUCUGGGCAUAAGCUCCCAGAGGAUCAAGUCUGUCGUGGACUGGUGUGAGGCAGUAGGCCUCGACGAUGAUGAGACGGGCCGGCUGAUUCGAGCUGCCCCCACCGUCCUAGGUCUCCGUGAAGAGCGGCUUGACGAGACUGUGCGAUGCGUGUGCAAGGCUGGCUGCAACCGGACGGAAGCCGUGCGAGUGAUCGCACAGAGUCCUUCAGUCCUAACCCUCGCCGUGAAGAACCUGGAUCUGAAACUGAAGCUGUUUCGGCGAUACUUCUCAAGAGAGGACCUGGCAAACUUCCUGUCGCGCAAACCUAAAGUCCUCACUCAUGCCUAUGACCGACUGAUACACAGAUUGAGCCUGCUCAAGCGAGCGGACCAACUUGAGCAAUGCUCCUACCUGUUGGGCGCGACUGACUCGCAGUUCAAGAGGUGGGGUUCACAGCAGCCUUCCAUAGCUUUUAAGAAGUAA